AUGUUAUGGAUUGAGAAAUUAUGUUUUGAAGUAGAUUUUCACAAACUGAUUCCUCGAAUAGUACUUGAAUAUUCAAUUGUAACCUCUGUAAUCUAUCUAGUCGGCGACAAGUUACUCUUUGAUGAUGAUGAUGAUGAUGAUGAUGAUGAUGAUGAUGAUGAUGAUGAUGAUGAUGAUGAUGAUGAUGAUGAUGAUGAUGAUGAUGAUGAUGAUGAUGAUGAUGAUGAUGAUAAUGAGAUCAAAAUGGCAGUGUGUUACGAUCAUUUAAGUAGGUAA
Messenger RNA from Schistosoma intercalatum, 276 nucleotides. Lineage: Eukaryota; Metazoa; Platyhelminthes; Trematoda; Strigeidida; Schistosomatidae. The record is from the annotation of a GenBank genome assembly.